AUGACGUUCCACUGACAUUCCGACGUCACACUUUAAACAUGGACGACGUGUCAUCGUAAGUGGAUGCAAAUAAAAACAAAUCUAAGCAGAAAAUCGUGAAAAUGGGCGACGUCGCGACGACGAAAUCAAACCUGGCUCAAAAUGAACCCGCCAUGAAAGGCUGGCUCUUCAAAUGGACCAACUACCUGAAAGGUUACCAGCGACGUUGGUUCGUGCUUCAAAAUGGACAUCUGUCAUAUUACAGGGCCGAGAAUAAUGGUGGUGUCCCAACUCUGUCAAUUCGAAGACGUAGAAGGUUCAAGCAGGGGAACCAAGCCGAGAUGACGCACACCUGUCGGGGCAGCAUUUCGCUACACGGUGCCUUGAUCUACACUGUAGACGCAUGCACGUUCGUUAUCUCGAAUGGGGGCACGCAGACCUUCCACAUCCGAGCGGCGUCAGAGGUAGAGAGGCAGUCGUGGGUGACAGCGCUGGAGCUCGCCAAAGCCAAAGCCAUACGCAGCAUGGAGUCCGAGGAGGACGAAGAGGAGGCCGAGGACGGCUCUGGCAGCCCCGAGGAAUGGUCGAGCGUCGUGCGCAAACUUGAAGCCCAAUUGAACGACAUUCAGACUUGCAGCGACCUGAUCCAGAAGCACUGGAAGUCGCUGGUGAAGCCUCUGACCGAAAUGGAGACAAAUCUGGACCCCGAUGGGGUCCAAAGUAAGUCGAAGGAGGUGGGAGAGAGGGCUACUCUUUUCCGCAUUUCCACCAACGCGAUGAUUAAUGCGUGCGCCGAGUACUUGAAGACUGCACAAGCCCACGGACACAAGUGGAUCCGGCUCCUCCAGCACGAACGCGAGCAGCGCCAGAGACUCCAAGAGAUGGUGGAGACGCUAGCGCAGCAACAUUCUAAGCUCGAACAGGCGGCCAACGCCCAUACAAACCGGCCAGUGAAUGCUAGUGACGGGGAAGAGGAGGAUGAAAAUGAGUUUUACGACGCGGUAGCCGAAAGCGUGGUUAGCUCGUCGGGGGUCUCUGACGGACACUUCACUUUGAACAUACCCACAGGCACCGGACACCGCAGAAAUAGCUCAGACAGUUCUAGCGAGCCCGAUGAAACAACUGAAACAAAACAGGUGGUCGUAGUUACGGGUAAAUCUUCAAGUUCGUUACGACAGUCGCAACACCAGACCGAAGCGUACGUUCCGCCUGGUUCCAACACGAGUAGAAAAGCCAGAAGAACUCGCGUUCCCGACAAGCCGCAUUACCCGCUGAACUUAUGGAGUAUUAUGAAGAAUUGCAUCGGCAAGGAUCUGUCGAAGAUUCCGAUGCCCGUUAACUUCAGCGAGCCGCUGUCGAUGCUGCAGAGGUUGACGGAGGAUUACGAGUACGCCGAUAUCCUGGAUGUGGCCGCGAAGGCGUCGGACGCGUGCGAGCAGUUGGCUUACGUGGCGGCGUUUACGAUUUCGUCGUAUUCGACCACCAGCUCGAGGACCGGGAAGCCGUUCAACCCGCUGCUGGGGGAGACGUACGAGUGCGAUCGGACGGAAGACUUGGGGUGGAGGGCCUUCAGCGAACAGGUCUCUCAUCACCCUCCAAUCGUAGCACAGUAUUGUGAAGGCCGGGGUUGGAAAUGCUGGCAAGAGUUCACAAUGACCUCGAAGUUCAGAGGAAAGUAUCUUCAAAUCAUACCAUUAGGAACCGCUCAAGUCGAAUUUGACAACGGGAAUAAGUUCUCUUGGAGAAAAGUCACUACUACUAUUCAUAAUAUAAUAGUCGGGAAAUUGUGGGUAGAUCAACACGGGGAUAUGGAAAUAGUCGGAAAAGGAGUAGCUGCGGGCAUCAAAUGCCAUCUUAAAUAUAUUCCGUAUUCGUAUUUCUCUAGGGAUACACAGAGGAGGGUGAAAGGAGUCGUGAUGGACGCUAGUGGAAACGUAAAGUGGAUUAUAAACGGAACAUGGGACGACCAGGUAGAAAUAGCUCCCGUGACGGGUAACACCGGCACCGCCACCAACCCAGUAUACGAAACCGGCGCGUCCAUCGUGGCCUGGAAGCGGCGAAUGCCGCCCCCAGACGCCGACAAAUCCUACGGUUUCUCGACCCUAGCAGCUCAACUUAACGAACCCGAAGACGGUGUCGCCCCCACGGAUUCGCGGCGGCGGCCCGACCAGCGGUUGAUGGAGGACGGAAAAUGGGACGAGGCCAACACGGAGAAAGUGCGGCUGGAGGAGAAGCAGCGGGCGGCGCGACGGAAGCGGGAGUCGGACGCGGAAUCCUCAGCCCAGGAAGGGAAGCCCUUCGAGCAGUACAAACCCACGUGGUUCGAACAAAUGACAGGCGACGACGACGUCGUGGUCCACGUAUACAAAGGAGAUUACUGGCAGUGCAAAGAGAAGCAAAAGUGGGAUAGGUGUCCUGAUAUAUUCUAGUAACUAAUCAAUAAAUAAUCAAGCUUCAAAGUAAUUAUCAGUGCUCUGUUAAUUUAUUCACUAAACACUAAAAGGAAGAGGUUUAUUUUACAUAGCGUUUCUGGGUACGGUUUUAAUUUGCUGCAGUCAGUGUUGAAAUUGAAACAAUCAUAUAUCCUGUGUAUAUACUUGUUGUAUUUUUAGCGGUAUUUAUGUUUUAGAACGUGGAUUUACAAAAAGUCAAUUUUUGUAUAAAGUCACCUUUUUCCGCAAUUAUGUGAUACAAGAAUGUAAAUAAAUACAUUGGUUCUUGUGCAGUGUACUGACGGAGGCAGGAGGAUGGAGGUGUUGUAUAUAUAUUGUACUGAUAUGCUUUGGCCAAUGUAGGAUCAAUAAAUUUUAUAAAAGACGGACGGCUUUCCUAACCCCAUACGCUGUUUUACAAAUUUUGUUCAAAACGACACAAACUCCUCUUAGAAAAACUGUCUACGUACGCCCUGCAAGAAGAAGAUGACGUCAGCGUCAUGUUAAUCAAGUCAUCUGAAAUGUCACGUGUGAUACUGAUUUACCUAUGGUUUGUUUCAUAAUCCAUCCUCAUGUGUACACAUGCGGAUCAUCUUAAAAAAAUAAAAUUUGUACAAACAGA
Molecule: messenger RNA, 3033 nt
Organism: Zophobas morio
Lineage: Eukaryota; Metazoa; Arthropoda; Insecta; Coleoptera; Tenebrionidae
Gene: Osbp
Product: oxysterol-binding protein 1
Exons: 11
Coding region: 102-2408 (768 amino acids)
Cellular component (GO): perinuclear endoplasmic reticulum; plasma membrane; intracellular membrane-bounded organelle
Molecular function (GO): sterol binding
Source: RefSeq, a predicted model, not a curated record